Molecule: messenger RNA, 10226 nt
Organism: Melospiza georgiana
Lineage: Eukaryota; Metazoa; Chordata; Aves; Passeriformes; Passerellidae
Gene: CHD7
Product: chromodomain helicase DNA binding protein 7
Exons: 38
Coding region: 257-9265 (3002 amino acids)
Molecular function (GO): ATP binding; protein binding; ATP-dependent chromatin remodeler activity
Source: RefSeq, a predicted model, not a curated record
AAAAAUCUUAAUGACUAUGACCUUAGCAGCAUGGGUAGCUGAUUUUUCCCAAUUAUAAAUCCCGUUAGUUUGCGGUAAUGUGAGCAGUAACCAGACUUUGCCUGACACUGCGUGGUCCAAAAGAAUUAAGGAAAUAUGGAAUGACAUGAAGGAGAUUAGUUGAGGAUUAAAGGCUUUGAGGACAAAACACCUCACCGAGGUGAAGCACAGACUAACAUUCUGGUUGUAGCUCCAAGGAGCUGCGUGCUGAAAAAAGAUGGCAGAUCCAGGAAUGAUGAGUCUGUUUGGAGAAGAUGGGAAUAUUUUCAGUGAAGGGUUGGAAGGUCUUGGAGAAUGUGGAUAUCCUGAAAAUACAGUGAAUCCUAUGGGUCAGCAAAUACCCAUGGAUCAAGGAUUUCCCACUUUACAGUCAUCUCUUCAUCAUCCUCCUGCAAAUCAAAACCAAGCCAAGUUGACCCAUUUUGAUCACUAUAAUCAAUACGAACAGCAGAAAAUGCACCUGAUGGAUCAGCCGAACAGGAUGAUAAGCAAUGCCCCUGGGAAUGGUAUCGCGUCUCCUCAUUCGCAGUAUCACAACCCUCCAGUUCCUCAGGUUCCUCACAGCAGCGGUGCCGGUGGUCAGAUGGGAGUCUAUCCCGGCAUGCAGAACGAAAGACACGGCCAGCCCUUCGUAGACAGUGGCUCCAUGUGGGGACCACGGGCAGUUCAAGUGCCAGACCAGAUAAGAGCACCGUACCAGCAGCAACAGCAGCAGCAGCAGCCGCAACCCACACAGCCGCCACAGGCACCCUCCGGACCCCCUGGGCAGGGCCAUCCUCAGCACAUGCAGCAGAUGGGAAACUACAUGGCUCGUGGUGAUUUUUCAAUGCAGCAGCACGGUCAGCCGCAGCAGCAGAGGAUGAACCAGUUUUCUCAAGGCCAGGAAGGCCUCAAUCAGGGAAACCCUUUCAUUGCCACCUCAGGACCUGGCCACUUGUCUCAUGUGCCCCAGCAGAAUCCCAAUAUGGCACCUUCUUUGCGACACUCAGUCCAGCAAUUUCACCACCAUCCCCCUACUGCUCUCCAUGGGGAAUCAGUAGCCCACAGUCCCAGAUUCUCCCCUAAUCCUCCCCAGCAGGGUGCUGUUAGGCCGCAAACACUUAAUUUUAGUUCUCGGAGCCAGACGGUACCCUCACCUACUAUAAACAACUCAGGGCAGUAUUCUCGAUAUCCUUACAGUAACCUUAAUCAGGGAUUAGUUAAUAAUACAGGGAUGAAUCAGAAUUUAGGCCUUACAAAUAACACUCCAAUGAAUCAAUCUGUACCAAGAUACCCAAAUGCUGUCGGAUUUCCAUCAAACAGUGGUCAAGGACUAAUGCACCAGCAGCCCAUCCACCCUAGUGGCUCACUUAACCAAAUGAACACGCAAACUAUGCACCCUUCACAGCCUCAGGGAACUUAUGCCUCUCCACCUCCCAUGUCACCUAUGAAAGCAAUGAGUAACCCAGCAGGUACACCUCCUCCACAGGUUAGACCCGGUAGUGCUGGAAUACCAAUGGAAGUUGGCAGUUACCCAAAUAUACCCCAUCCUCAGCCGUCACACCAGCCCCCUGGUGCCAUGGGAAUUGGACAAAGGAAUAUGGGCCCCAGAAACAUGCAACAGAAUCGUCCAUUUAUGGGUAUGUCUUCGACACCACGGGAGAUGGGUGGGCACAUGAGACCAAAUGGUUGUCCAGGUGUUGGCCUUGCAGAUCCACAAGCAAUACAAGAGCGACUAAUAUCUGGCCAGCAGCUUCCUAGUCAACAGCAGUCUUUUCAACAGCAAAUGCCAACCUGUCCUCCCAUGCAGCCUCAUCCAGGGAUACAUCACCAGUCUUCACCACCCCCACAUCCUCAUCAUCAGCCUUGGGCACAGCUUCACCAGUCGCCACAAAACACACCACAAAAAGUGCCUGUCCUUCAGCAUUCUCCGUCGGAACCCUUUUUAGAGAAACCAGUGCCGGAUAUGACUCAGGUUAGUGGACCGAAUACCCAGCUAGUGAAAAGCGAUGAUUAUCUGCCAUCAAUUGAGCCGCAGCCACAGCAAAAGAAAAAGAAAAAGAAAAACAAUCACAUUGCUGCAGAAGGUCCCAGUAAAGGUUUUGGUAAGGAAGACUUUCCUGGGGGACUUGACAGCCAGAAUCUAAGCAGAAACUCAGUGGAUUGCUCCCAAGAAGACAAGAAGAAAAAGAAAAAGCCCAAGGCAAAAAAAGAACCGAAGGAUCCUAAAGAACCCAAGGAAAAGAAGGAACCCAAGACCCCCAAAGUCCCUAAGACCCCUAAAGAGCCAAAGGAAAAGAAAGCGAAAAAUACCACGCCAAAACCCAAGACCAGCAAAAAGGCUAGUAGCAAGAAGCAAGAUUCAGAAGCCAAUGCUGCGAAGAAAAAGGUUAACAAGGGAAAGGAAGGUUCUGAAAAUUCAGAUUUGGAAAAAACACCACCACCAUCACCUCAUCCCGAAGAUGAAGAUGAUCCAGGGGUUCAGAAACGGCGCUCCAGCAGGCAGGUGAAGAGGAAGCGUUAUACUGAAGACCUGGAGUUCAAGAUUUCAGAUGAGGAGGCUGAUGAUGCUGAUGCUGCUGGAAGAGACUCUCCUUCAAAUACUUCUCAGUCAGAGCAACAGGAAUCUGCUGAUGCUGAAGGUCCUAUUGUGGAGAAAAUCAUGAGUAGCCGUUUAGUCAAGAAAAAGACGGAGAACGGAGAGGAAGUAGAAGUAGAGGAGUUCUAUGUAAAGUACAAAAACUUUUCUUACCUUCACUGUCAGUGGGCAUCUGUGGAAGAACUGGACAAAGACAAGAGAAUUCAGCAGAAGAUUAAGCGGUUUAAGGCAAAACAGGGCCAGAAUAAAUUCCUUUCUGAAAUUGAUGAUGAGCUUUUUAAUCCAGAUUAUGUGGAAGUUGAUCGAAUCAUGGAUUUUUCACGCAGCACAGAUGAUAAUGGAGAGCCUGUCACGCAUUAUCUGGUGAAGUGGUGUUCGCUUCCUUACGAGGACAGCACUUGGGAGCUCAAGCAAGACAUCGACCAAGCCAAGAUCGAAGAAUUCGAGAAACUGAUGUCUAGGGAGCCAGAAAUGGAGCGUGUGGAGCGACCUCCUGCCGAUGACUGGAAGAAAUCGGAGAGUUCCAGGGAGUAUAAAAACAAUAACAAACUCAGGGAAUACCAGUUGGAGGGAGUAAACUGGCUUCUUUUCAAUUGGUACAACACACGAAACUGCAUUUUAGCAGAUGAAAUGGGGUUGGGAAAGACUAUCCAGUCCAUUACGUUUCUCUAUGAGAUAUAUUUGAAAGGAAUCCAUGGUCCUUUCUUGGUUAUUGCACCAUUGUCCACAAUUCCCAACUGGGAAAGGGAGUUCCGCACCUGGACAGAGUUGAAUGUGGUUGUGUAUCAUGGGAGUCAGGCGAGCCGGCGGACCAUUCAGUUGUAUGAAAUGUAUUUCAAAGAUCCACAGGGUCGUGUGAUAAAGGGGUCCUACAAGUUCCAUGCCAUUAUCACAACAUUUGAAAUGAUCUUGACUGACUGCCCAGAGCUGCGUAACAUUCCAUGGCGUUGCGUGGUCAUUGAUGAGGCCCACAGGCUGAAAAACAGGAACUGUAAGCUUUUGGAAGGACUCAAGAUGAUGGAUCUGGAGCAUAAAGUGCUGCUUACUGGAACCCCUUUGCAAAACACAGUAGAAGAGCUGUUUAGCUUGCUUCACUUCUUGGAACCAGGUCGCUUUCCAUCAGAAACCACAUUCAUGCAAGAAUUUGGGGAUCUUAAAACUGAAGAGCAGGUGCAAAAACUGCAAGCUAUUUUGAAGCCCAUGAUGCUGAGACGUCUCAAAGAGGAUGUGGAAAAGAACCUGGCCCCCAAAGAGGAAACCAUCAUUGAAGUUGAGCUGACAAAUAUUCAGAAGAAAUACUAUCGUGCUAUUCUUGAAAAGAAUUUCACAUUUCUUUCCAAGGGCGGAGGUCAGGCAAAUGUACCUAAUCUUUUAAACACUAUGAUGGAACUAAGAAAAUGCUGCAAUCAUCCAUACCUUAUUAAUGGUGCUGAAGAGAAAAUUUUGGAAGAGUUUAAAGAAACACACAAUGCCGACUCUCCAGAUUUUCAGCUCCAGGCAAUGAUCCAGGCUGCUGGCAAGCUCGUACUGAUUGACAAGCUGCUGCCAAAACUGAAGGCUGGUGGCCACAGGGUGCUUAUCUUUUCCCAGAUGGUGCGCUGCUUGGACAUACUGGAAGACUACCUCAUUCAAAGACGGUACCCGUACGAACGAAUUGAUGGUCGAGUGAGAGGCAACUUGCGUCAGGCAGCUAUUGACAGGUUUUCAAGACCUGAUUCUGAUAGGUUUGUUUUCCUGCUGUGUACAAGGGCAGGAGGUUUGGGCAUUAAUCUUACUGCUGCUGAUACCUGCAUCAUUUUUGAUUCAGACUGGAAUCCCCAAAAUGACCUCCAGGCUCAAGCACGAUGUCACAGAAUAGGGCAGAGCAAAUCAGUGAAAAUUUACAGGUUGAUAACAAGGAAUUCUUAUGAAAGGGAAAUGUUUGACAAAGCUAGCCUGAAGCUGGGCCUUGAUAAGGCUGUGCUACAAUCUAUGAGCGGAAGAGAAAAUGCCACAAAUGGGGUGCAACAGCUGUCUAAAAAAGAAAUAGAAGAUCUUCUUCGAAAGGGGGCAUAUGGUGCUCUGAUGGAUGAGGAAGAUGAGGGGUCUAAGUUUUGUGAAGAGGAUAUUGAUCAGAUUCUCUUAAGGAGAACACACACAAUUACUAUUGAAUCUGAAGGAAAAGGCUCAACAUUUGCAAAGGCUAGUUUUGUUGCAUCUGGGAACAGGACAGAUAUUUCUUUGGAUGACCCUAAUUUCUGGCAGAAGUGGGCAAAGAAAGCUGAGCUGGAUAUCGAUGCUCUAAAUGGAAGGAACAACCUAGUUAUUGAUACACCAAGAGUAAGGAAGCAAACCAGACUCUACAGUGCAGUCAAAGAGGAUGAGCUGAUGGAGUUUUCAGACCUGGAAAGUGAUUCUGAGGAAAAGCCUAGCACAAAGCCCCGUAGGCCUCAGGACAAAUCACAAGGUUAUGCAAGAAGUGAAUGUUUCAGGGUGGAGAAGAACUUGUUGGUUUAUGGCUGGGGUCGGUGGACUGACAUCCUCUCACAUGGGCGCUAUAAACGUCAGCUAACAGAGCAAGAUGUGGAAACCAUCUGCCGGACUAUCCUGGUGUAUUGUCUUAAUCAUUACAAAGGGGAUGAAAAUAUCAAAAGUUUCAUCUGGGAUCUGAUCACUCCAACUGCAGAUGGGCAAACUCGAGCUUUGGUUAAUCAUUCCGGUCUGUCUGCACCAGUGCCCAGAGGGAGGAAAGGGAAGAAAGUAAAAGCCCAGAGUUCACAGCCAAUGCUGCAAGAUGCUGAUUGGCUCACAACCUGUAAUCCAGAUGUAUUAUUUCAAGAAGACAGCUAUAGGAAACAUCUUAAACAUCACUGUAAUAAGGUCCUGCUGCGUGUCCGCAUGCUCUACUAUCUACGACAAGAAGUUAUAGGGGACCAAGCAGACAAGAUCUUAGAGGGUGCUGACUCAAGUGAAGUAGAUAUAUGGAUACCUGAGCCAUUCCAUGCCGAAGUUCCUGCAGACUGGUGGGAUAAGGAGGCAGAUAAAUCCCUUUUAAUUGGAGUAUUUAAACACGGUUAUGAGAAGUACAAUUCCAUGAGAGCUGAUCCAGCACUGUGCUUUCUGGAACGGGUUGGCAUGCCUGAUGCAAAGGCCAUAGCUGCUGAACAGAGAGGGACAGACAUGUUAGCAGAUGGCGGUGAUGGGGGUGAAUUUGACAGAGAGGAUGAAGAUCCAGAAUAUAAGCCAACCAGAACUCCCUUCAAGGAUGAAAUUGAUGAAUUCGCAAACUCACCUCCAGAAGACAAAGAGGAGUCCAUAGAAUUACACCCAAGCAAGCACAGUGAAAGCAAUGCUGAGUUAGGGCAACUCUACUGGCCCAACACUUCAACCCUGACUACCCGUCUGCGUCGCCUCAUUACUGCCUAUCAGCGCAGCUAUAAAAGGCAACAAAUGAGGCAAGAGGCACUAAUGAAGACUGACCGCAGGAGACGUCGGCCUCGAGAAGAAGUGAGGGCACUAGAGGCAGAAAGGGAAGCCAUAAUAACUGAGAAACGACAAAAAUGGACAAGAAGAGAAGAAGCAGAUUUUUAUCGUGUGGUGUCUACUUUUGGAGUUAUUUUUGAUCCUGUAAAACAUCAGUUUGAGUGGAAUCAAUUCAGAGCAUUUGCCAGGCUUGACAAAAAGUCCGAUGAAAGCUUGGAAAAGUAUUUUAAUGGCUUUGUGAAUAUGUGUAGACGAGUGUGCCGAAUGCCAGUCAAACCAGAUGAUGAACCUCCUGAUCUUUCCACGCUGAUUGAGCCGAUCACAGAGGAGCGUGCUUCUAGAACUUUAUAUCGCAUCGAGCUGCUGCGCAAGAUCCGCGAACAGGUCCUCCAUCACCCGCAGCUGGGGGAGAGGCUAAAGCUUUGCCAGCCGAGUCUGGACCUGCCAGAGUGGUGGGAGUGUGGUAAACAUGAUAAAGACUUACUGAUUGGUGCUGCUAAACAUGGAGUCAGUAGGACAGAUUAUCACAUUCUGAAUGAUCCCGAACUCUCUUUUCUUGAGGCUCACAAAAACUUUGCUCAAAACAGAGGGACGGGUAAUGCAAAUACUGUGUCUUCUAUAAACCCUCUGGGCGCUGGAUGCAGUCAAACACCCCCAGUCGUCUCAUCCACACCAGUACAAGAGGAAAAGACUACAGAACCAACAGAGUCUAAAGUUGAAGGGUCUGAAAAUCCAGCAGCCAAAGAAAAAUCUGAAAUCAAAGAGGAGACAGAUACUACAGAUAAGGACACUAAACCAGAUUGUGAUGCUGAGGCUGAGCCUGGCUCUGUUAAAUGUGAAUUGAAAGACAUAGAAAUGAGUACAGAUGUAGAUCCGAAAUCUAUUUCUGAGAAAGGUUCAGAAGAAGAUGAAGAGGAGAAACUGGAAGAUGAUGAUAAAUCAGAAGAAUCCUCCCAACCUGAAGCAGGAGCAGUUUCUCAGGGUAAGAAUUUUGAUGAAGAAAGCAAUGCCUCUAUGAGUACCGCAAGGGAUGAAACACGCGAUGGAUUCUACAUGGAAGACGGGGAUCCCUCUGUGGUUCAGCUGCUUCAUGAGAGAACAUUUGCCUUCUCAUUCUGGCCUAAGGACCGAGUAAUGAUCAACCGAUUAGACAACAUCUGUGAGGCAGUGCUGAAAGGGAAGUGGCCAGUAAAUAGGCGCCAGAUGUUUGAUUUCCAGGGGCUCAUACCUGGGUACACUCCGACAGCUGUGGACAGCCCUCUACAGAAAAGGAGCUUUGCAGAGCUCUCCAUGGUUGGUCAAGCCAGCGUCAGUGGCAGCGAAGAUCUCACUGCUUCUCCUCAGUUAUCAAAGGAAGAUGCACUCAAUUUAUCAGUUCCACGUCAGAGGAGGAGGAGACGAAGAAAGAUUGAAAUUGAGGCUGAGAGAGCUGCCAAGAGGAGAAAUCUUAUGGAAAUGGUUGCCCAGUUACGUGAGUCUCAGGUGGUCUCAGAAAAUGGACAAGAAAAGGUUGUAGAUUUAUCAAAGGCCUCACGAGAGGCAACAAGUUCUACCUCAAAUUUUUCAUCUGUUACUUCAAAGUUUAUCUUGCCUAAUGUCUCCACACCUGUGUCUGAUGCCUUUAAAACUCAAAUGGAGCUGCUGCAAGCAGGUCUUUCACGCACACCCACAAGGCAUCUACUAAAUGGCUCUUUAAUAGAUGGAGAACCACCUAUGAAGAGGAGGAGAGGAAGGAGGAAAAAUGUAGAAGGGCUUGAUCUGUUAUUUAUGAGCAACAAACGGACAUCAUUGACUGUAGAGGAUGCAGAAGUGACCAAAGCUUUUGAAGAAGAUAUGGAAGCCCUACCAGCAAGGAACAUUCCAUCUCCUGGUCAAUUGGACCCUGACACUCGCAUCCCUGUAAUCAAUCUAGAGGAUGGGACCAGGCUGGUGGGAGAGGAUGCCCCAAAAAACAAGGAUCUAGUUGAAUGGCUUAAGUUGCAUCCUACUUACACUGUAGAUAUGCCAAGUUAUGUACCAAAGCCGAAACAAAAACGACACAGAUGUCGAAACCCUAAUAAACUGGAUAUAAACACCUUGACAGGAGAAGAAAGGGUACCUGUUGUAAAUAAACGAAAUGGAAAGAAGAUGGGUGGAGCUAUGGCCCCUCCAAUGAAGGACUUGCCAAGAUGGCUGGAAGAAAAUCCUGAGUUUGCUGUUGCUCCAGAUUGGACUGACAUUGUUAAACAGUCUGGUUUUGUUCCAGAGUCCAUGUUUGACCGUCUUCUCACUGGACCUGUUGUGAGGGAGGAAGGAGCAAGCAGAAGAGGAAGAAGGCCAAAAAGUGAAAUUGCCAAAGCAGCUGCAGCAGCUGCUGCUGUAGCAUCAACUUCGGGAAUCAACCCACUACUAAUGAACAGUCUGUUUGCUGGAAUGGACCUCACAAGCCUCCAGAACCUACAGAACCUGCAGUCUCUCCAGCUCGCAGGCCUCAUGGGCUUUCCACCAGGGCUAGCAACAGCUGCUGCUGCUGGGGGGGACGCUAAAAAUCCGGCUGCCAUGUUGCCUCUGAUGUUGCCAGGGAUGGCAGGACUGCCCAAUAUGUUUGGACUAAGCGGAUUGUUGAAUAACCCGAUCACGGCUACUACUGGAAAUGCCACUACUGCUUCCGGUCAAGGAGAGACUGAGGAUGGCGCUUCAAAAGCUGAAGAGAAGAAAAAUGAGAAUGAAGAGGAGAACAAAGACUCUGAGAAAAGCACAGACACUGUUUCUGCUACUGACUCUGCAAAUGGAUCUGUCAGUGCUGCUACUGCGGCGACUACCGCCACUGCCACCACUACCACCACCACCAACACUGGAUUGCCCACAAACCCUCUGGCCUUCAAUCCUUUCCUGCUGUCUACCAUGGCUCCUGGCCUCUUCUAUCCAUCUAUGUUUCUACCUCCAGGACUGGGAGGAUUGACUCUGCCCGGUUUCCCAGCACUAGCAGGACUUCAGAACGCAGUGGGCUCCAAUGAAGAGAAGGCUACUGACAAAACUGAAGGAGCUGCCUUUAAAGAUGAAGAAAAUCUCGAAGGCAGUGAUGCAGAGGAGAGCCUUGAUAAAACUGCAGAUUCCUCCGUUUUAGAAGAUGAAAUAGCACAGGGUGAAGAAUUAGACUCACUUGAUGGGGGGGAAGAAAUAGAAAACAAUGAAAACGAUGAAUAACCAGUACCAGUUACAGUUAAAGUGUUUUAAACUUUUGACAAGUGGUAGUCCUACUGUUUACACUCACAGUUAAUGUCCAUACUUAGUUUUUAUAAGCUGUUCUGUAACAUAGUGUAGCAAAAAAAAAAAAGUUCAAGUCAUGUUAUACAGAUGUGUCAAAAGGUAUCUUGGUCAUUAAGUAUUGUGCAGUGCAUUAUUUAUUAUCCCUAGGAGAGAUGAAAUUUGAGAGGUGAUCAUGUCUUUUUAAGGAAAUUGACAUAAUGCUCUGCUUUUUUUUUCUUUUGGUACCAUUGGUAUUAUGAAUUAAGCAGCAAUUUGUAAUCAAGUGGCACUAAUAGAAGGAAGUGCUGCUUAAAGGAAGGAUGAAGUUAUAUAUUUAAUUUUUUUUUCUUUUUUUUUUUCCUUUUUUUUUUUUUUUAAAUUUUGCUGUGAAGGUCAAGAUGAAAUUUACCAUACAUAUCGUACUCGCGCUUCAUUUUGACUGUAUGGGAGUUCACCCGCUCGCGUGCGCGCACACACCCACACACACACUCUCUCUCUGACAAUCUUCAUGAUAGUGUGAAUGUCUCUGUCUUGAGACGCAGCAAUAAUAAGGCAGCUGUUGAAUGUGAAGAGUACCUUUUGGAAAUUAACCCGUGGAGAAGGUUCUUACAGGAUAAAGCUACAGUUUAAUCGUCUCGUGAUCUUGUAAUGCACUGGUAUAAACAAAAAAGAAAAAAAUCAGGUACCUUUUUUAAAUUAAAGGACUUUGUUACUUUAGCCACAAAGCUAAACAGCAUUACCUCAACUCUAAACUAGCCUUGAAGUUUACAGACAUGACUUUGUAAAUGUAUUGUUUUUCUUUGUUGUGAUGUCUUUUUAUUUUUUUUUUUCUUUGGAAACUGCUAUCAUGUAAGAUAAGAUGUAAAUUGCUGCCAACUGUAGUAAUGAUGCUUUUAAUAAAAGUGACCCAUGAUAUGCA